AUGCCAGAGGUUCCUCUGGCAUGGGUCAUCGAGUGGAUUACGAGCAUCUUAGCCACUCGUAUGAGAGACGCGUCUGACAUUGCCGACUUCGCGGGUAAGUCUAGGGCCAGAGCAUCUGCCGUGUGCCAGAGGAUCCUCUGGCAUCGGACGUCGUCUUCGUGGAUUUCGAGCGGCGUAGCUGCUCGCAUACGCUGCCCUUCGCAAACGAACGCCCGACACCGUCUUCCAUCGUGCCAGCUCUGGUUCUAUGCUCCGGAAGAAAGCUGCGCCGUUUAUUGGUGCCUGCAAUUCCUUCGGUCUCUUUCCCCAACGCUGUAUACCAUUUACACCACACCUGUCAAAGUUCGUCAACGUCUUCAUCACUCCAGACAUCGUAUUGAACACAUUGUCGGACUUUGGAUGGAGAUGGGCAGUGUGCCACCCCACCGAUGUUGUUCCCCGUCUUUCCACAACCACGACCGCUCUCCUCACCGAAAGAUGGAGCAGCUCCAACUAAAGUGUUUCUAUCCAGCUCAAAAGCCUCGUACAGUUGUUAUUCCUAACUGCAAAGAUGCAUGCGUUGCACAGCUGUUGGAGGAAAUCCACGGGAAGCUCAAACAGCGGAUCCCCGAAUUCAAGGUGGCCAUGGACGACCUCUCCCUCUACAAGGCGGAUCUCCCAUCGAACCCCUAUGAAGACCUGGAUGGCCGUGCACGCCAAUGGAUCCUUGAUCAUCAGAGCGACGAACUCCAUCCCCAGAUGGACAUUAACGAGCUCUUCCAGAGUCCGCCAUCUCAAGGCAUAACUCAUAUCUUGGUCGCCGAUCCCGAACUCCGGCAUGAGCUCGCCAUGCAACCUCAUACCUCGCCCGUAGGCGAAGCCUAUGAGCCAUUCGUCCUAAACAUGUCUAAACGAGGCGCUUUCCGCACAGUGGAUGUCGGCAAUAAUGGCGUUCGCGAGGAGGCCAACGCCAACCUCGGUGCAACAAUUCUAGAGGCGUUGGGCAUGCUCCAAACCAACCGUUGCCUCACGGCGGAUGAUAUAACUGGCGCGGUCGAACAAUUCCUGGACAACAUGCAAACGAUGUGGCCCCACCUUUCUCGGGCACGCACCACCCAGCAACCCAGCAGAGAAACAGCCAUCUCGUCAGUUGCCGCUUUGAACGAUGCCUUCUCGGGCCUUCAUGAACCCAACAUCCCAGUCCCCAAUGAAAGCACCCGCAUCCAGUUUCGCCCUCGAUAUAUCGUCGCACCUGUCUCGGAUUCUCUCACGGACCGGUGCCGUCCCACAGAGAUCGGUCAUCUUAUGCAGGUGAUGUUCGCCCAGUUCGACAAGGUGCUGGGUGGAGGCGACAAGGAAACCUAUCGCGAAAUCUCCGCCAAUGCCUCCGUCUUCGGCGCUUUUGGGCACGGCUUGAUCAAGCGCGAUGACUUCAGGUGUGGAUAUGCUUACGACCCUUGGCCGUUCAAGCUUCUCACCAAAGUCCGAAAUGAACACUACUCCUACCGCCCGAGGAGCGAUUUUUACUUCGCAUACGCCAAUUUACCCAGGUUCCUUGCGGAAGUCCAGUCAGAAGAGGACAAAAGCGACCGUAUCCGCAUGUUCCUUCAAGCAGCGGUCGUCGUGAGGUUUGCAAACAGCCGUUUGGAGCAGUACAAGGAGAAAAGGGACUUCUUUGUCGUGACAGCCUAUAUCGACAAAAAAGGAAGUCUGGAACGAAGGGUUUUCUAUCAGGAUCCGAAAAGUUCAAACACUGAGAAUACGGUCAAAUACACGCGCCGUCUCUGGUAUCAUCUCACCAAGAAGGAAGACAUCUUGUCAUUUCUCUGCGAGCUGUACAACCUGGCAUCGUGGGCAGAGUCGCCAGCGGAUGCUAACAGCAUAGAGAAUGAGGUGCAAGGGCUGAAAGAAGCGUUCGACGACGCCGCAGACGAUCCGAACAUCGAGGCAUGGACGGCCAAAAAAACCCGUACCCGUAAGGAGCCGGACGGUGGAUUCCAAGAGGGAGAUCGACCCAACCAGCGACCGAGAGGCGGAAACCGUGAGGAUGAAGGCGGGCCUGUUGAGCAGCUAGAGGCGUUGGGAUACCGGGUUGAAGCCUCUGUCUUCAAGGGUGAGGGCGGAGAAACGUGGACAAAGAUAAGCUCACCGCUGCCACCUACAAUCAUGACCGUGUAUAGAAGGUCGGACGUUGGAAGCACGAGGCCUUUAAUCGCCAAACAAGUUCGCAAGCCAUCGCAGGAGCUUGAGAUUCUACAGCGCCUCCGAGCCCAGAGCUCACCAUCCCAGUACAUCGUCGCCCUCUUCCACCAUGCCGCUAUUGGCGAUACGACGUACCUUAUCUUCCCGAGACUGGACCCUAUCAGCGAAGAAUCUCUGUGCGACGGCAGGAUCCAGCAGCCCUGCCAGAGCCUAGUUGCAGGCGUUGGGUACCUCCACAAGCACGGAGUUGCCCAUCUCGAUCUGAAACCCGACAACCUCCUCUACGACGCCCGCACUAGGGAGCUGAAGAUCAUCGACUUCGACAUCGCCGUGCUAGUUGAGGACGAGGAGCAGGAGGUCGAAGGGUACCGCGGUACAAAAGGUUGGACAGCGCCCGAGGUUCGUGAUGGACAGAGGUAUAGUGCGAUCCGGGCUGAUCGGUGGGCCUGCGGUCGCAUUCUCAAGUGGUUUCUUCGGUAUACAGGCAGCGGAACUGCCCUCUGGAAUCUUGCGCGUCAGCUGCUGGCGGAAAGCCCCCGCGAUCGACCGUCGCUCAUCGGGUGGUGUCAGGCUGAUUCUGGAGUGCUGGGCAAGACACCGAGAUGCGCCGGCUUCGACAACGGUCCGUUGCCCCCUUUGAAAAAAGUGUGUGUCAGAUGA
Molecule: messenger RNA, 2841 nt
Organism: Cyclocybe aegerita
Lineage: Eukaryota; Fungi; Basidiomycota; Agaricomycetes; Agaricales; Hemipholiotaceae
Source: the annotation of a GenBank genome assembly